This is a messenger RNA of Fusarium redolens, 3172 nucleotides long. RefSeq lists its product as uncharacterized. Bases 158 to 2851 code for a protein of 897 amino acids. Lineage: Eukaryota; Fungi; Ascomycota; Sordariomycetes; Hypocreales; Nectriaceae. Gene Ontology annotation, cellular component: cell septum; cytoplasm. Gene Ontology annotation, biological process: positive regulation of G2/M transition of mitotic cell cycle; establishment of cell polarity. The transcript is spliced from 3 exons. The record is from RefSeq and is a predicted model, not a curated record.
CAGACGUUCCAUUACUUUGCGCCGCUAGUACCGUGGUGCACUAAGGCCCAUGAUAACGUAGAUUCGACAUUCAGCAUCGUUUUAAUAGACAAGCCGGGAUACCGCACACAGGCAAUCGUGGGCGUGCAAGCCUCCGUUGAGGCCCACCCAGCCGUCGAUGAUGACAUCAUCUCGACCCCGCGGCGAUGUUGGCGGCAGUUUUGCUAGCAGACGCGGCCAUUCCAGUCAGCUUUCGAUUUCCGAUCCAAGCCAUCAUGUUACCGAGGCUAUUGGUACUCUGUAUGGCGAUGAGGACGAUUCAGGAUCAGAAGGUGGUCGGCCGUUGAGUGUAAAUCGUCCACUGAGCUUUAUAGGCGGCCCGACACCUUACCAAGAAUCGCUCCCUCGACCACCUCCAGAUGAUCGAUUUCUGUCCGUAGACACACGAAGAGGUCUUAAGCGAACCGAUUCCGAAUCGUCCGCCGGCGAGACAUCGCCUGUUAAUGGCGACCCGACCAAACGGCCUCAACCGCUUUCACAAGGCCAGCGAAGUAACUCAUUCGAACAAGGACCGAAAUCGCCGUUAUCUCCCACGCUUUCACUUCGUGAUGUUCAAGCCGACUCGCAAUUUUCUCUCACGAACAUUGAUAAUCCAAAUGACAUCGCUCAGGAGUUGAGUAAUUUACAGGCCCUCAGGCGGCUGUCUAUGGAUGUUGGAAACAACAAGGAUCCUGAUAUGCCACCCAUGUCUUUAAUGGCUAUGCCGACUAUAGCACCAAGCGGUGACGACGAUGAGAACGACCCUUCAAGACUACUUUGGGUACCUGCGAGAGUGCAUCCAGAGUUGGCUCCCGGCGAGUUUAAGUCGUUCCUCGAAAACAGGGUUCAUUCGAUAAGACGAAGGUCCGGAGACUCUUUUCUGUCCGCCGAUACCGAUACCAACGAAGGCGACUCGGGAGCUGGGGGAUUAAGAAGGAAAAAGUCCAUGCUGUCACGACAAAUAGACAAUUCAGGAGAUGGCGGUGCUCUCGGUUAUGUCGAUGGUGCUGAUCGAUUAGAUCGAAAACGCUCACGGGGCCACAGUCAUGAACUCAGUCUGGAAGAACUCGUGAAAGAUCCCACGAAAGCCGUGCAGAAAUUUGCUCAAGAAUCUCAAGUGGCACCCUCUGGACCCGAGAGCAAUGCAGACGAUAUGCCAAUUUUGCCUGCUGCCCCAGGUAUGGGACUACGGAGGUCAACUCGAACAACAUAUCGCAAGGGCGGCAGUCUACGGACUGGACCUCUGGCUCGACGGUCUGGGCAUAGGCAACAACCCAGUGAGGAUUCGAAUUUCGCUCCUCUGGAAGCACCACCCGGUCACGGUCUUACGCGAGUCCAGUCGGAGCCUGUAGCAGACAACUACUCACAACAAAAUCGCACAGUCAAACGAUCACAUAAGUUCUCCCAGGAGUCAGUGGAAGAUUUCGAUUCUUAUGAUGAAACAAGGCAAGGGACCAAUAAUAGCGAGCUUAAACGUGCAGAGACAUUUCAAGACCAGCUACCCAUCCGACCUUCACCGAGUCUUCCAACGAUUGAGACCUCAAUUCACCAAGACGCUCACGAUCAGCAUGAACAGAAGUUUCCAAAACGGUCAUCGUCUCAAAACGCAAAGACUCACCCUAUUUCUCAGAGAAUGUCGGAACCCGAACCCGUGAUAGAGGAAGAACCUAGCCGCUCAAGUCGACGAAGCAUUGGUCGACAGCCUGCGUCUCAGCCUGCACAACAGCAAUAUACCUCCCGAUCAUCAUAUCCCCAAAGCCAAUCCUUGAACGAUAAUCUUGCGGCAAACCCUUCACUACUUCCUGGAAGUGGCUCAUCGCGAACUGAUAGCCUCACUUUCAUACCAACACUGAACCAGGAUGAGCGAAAAUCCGAAAAGAAAUCGAAGAAGGAUCGGGAUGACGAUUCAAGCUCGACCAAGUCUUCCGGAAGUGCCUGGAAAUGGUUCAAGAGUACAAGUGAUGACAAAGAAAAGAAGAAAGAAGAGAGCAAGAAGUCCAAGACCAAAUCACUCGGCGAAAGAGUUCAGGACAACGUACGAUUGGAUGUCAUUCAAACAUCAAUUGACAAGAACGCACCCAAGGGCCGUGAGAGCCUUGUUCUUGACCGUGACAACGUGGAAAGCAAAUUGCAGGAAGAACGAAAGAAGGAGAGUCACCGCAAGAGUGAUUCCAAGAGGGACAAGGAUGGUAGUAUCUUCUCGUCCAUCUUUGGUGGAAGCAAGAAGAAGGAGGAGAAAGAGCGAAAUGCGAAGAAGACCCAACACCUCAAGGUUCCCGAGGAGCCAGUAUAUAAGCCCCUAGUCCCUGAUGUGGAUUAUCACUGGACAAGGUUUCCUCUACUCGAGGAGAGAGCGAUAUAUCGAAUGGCUCAUAUCAAGUUGGCCAACCCGCGUCGACCCUUGCUCAGCCAAGUUCUACUGAGCAACUUCAUGUACAGUUACCUGGCUAUAGUUCAGGCGAUGCAUCCUCAGAUGAACGUACCCAUUUCGCCGCAACAGAAGCGCUUGGAGGAGGAAGCUCGUCGAAAGCAACAGGAGCAGGAAUACCUGGCUCAACAGCAGAUGCAGGAAGAGCAAGAUGCCCAGGAAGCCAUGGAUCAAUACGACUUCGAUUAUCACCGGGCCGCGGUACAAUACGGCGAGUCUGGCAACGGAGAGGUUGAUUAUGUUGACGAUGCUCAGAUUUAUGAGGAUGAGCACGGCACAGAUCACCACCAAGACUAUGGCUACGAUGAUCCAGAAGGGUACGGACCGGGAUCCAAGGAAUACUACCACCAGUACCAUGACACUGGGAACGAUCGUCGGCAAGAUGGGCGAGAGGAUAUGUGGUAACAGCCCGAGUAGUUGUGCAAAGCUCAUUCGCAGAGUUGAUCGUUAUAUAUGUUAAUGUUUUUUAUCACCACCAACUAUCAUUAGCUGCCGGGGCAAGUGCCUCAGACAGCGUGCAGCGUUUUCAAUCAGCCCUAGCAUAUGGCGGAGUUCCGGAAGACGAGCGCACGAGGGCGUAACAGGCUUGCUAACAUACACUUCCAAUUUCCUUUUCUCCUUUGUGAAAGAAGAAUGGCCACGAGACUGGCGUGGAGACAAUCUUGCGUGAGCCUUUCUUGGUCUUCCUGUUUUUCCCUGCGCUGCCAGUCUUUGCAAUAAUGUUUG